AAAUAAUGCUUAAUAACUCUACUGUACUGGUAUACGAUUUUAAGUUUCCAUCAAGAAAAUAUGCAUUUUUUGUGAAUUUAUUUAUUUUUGUAUUCACUCCGCGAGCACACCGGUCAUGUGAGUUUACGAUCUUGAACAUCAACAACCGCACCAAAUGCUGAUCUGAAAGCUUGUCACGCAAUAUGGGGUGCUGCGAAAGUUGUUUAAAGAGUUCUUCUAAAGAUUAUGAUGAAGAUGAUCCAACAGAACAUGAUCCUCUGAUUACACCAGUCAAUGGACAGCCUGCCACACAACAGUUUCGAGAGUCACAGACAAUUCCUCAAGCACCAGAACAACAUCCUGAAGGUGAUGAGAGGUCAGCAUUGUCAAGGAUUUUACACAAGACUGCAAGUGAUACAGUAGAUGUAUCUGCAGCUGAAGGAAGAGGUUUAGAACAACACGAGUUUCAUGAUAAAGCUAGGCAAUAUAGGUUUGUAAUAAUUGAUUUUGAUAAAUCCAUUAUAAAGAAAUUAAAAGUUUAUACUUGUUCAUGCUGAAUUUUGCUCAAGGUU
This is a messenger RNA of Mercenaria mercenaria, 551 nucleotides long. RefSeq names its product ragulator complex protein LAMTOR1-like. NCBI's taxonomy places the organism in Eukaryota, Metazoa, Mollusca, Bivalvia, Venerida, Veneridae. Gene Ontology annotation, biological process: regulation of receptor recycling; cholesterol homeostasis; positive regulation of TOR signaling. The transcript has 4 exons. Gene Ontology annotation, cellular component: lysosome; late endosome membrane; membrane raft. The coding region runs from base 183 to 536 and encodes 117 amino acids. Gene Ontology annotation, molecular function: guanyl-nucleotide exchange factor activity; molecular adaptor activity. The record is from RefSeq and is a predicted model, not a curated record.